AUGUUAUUAAAACGUACACUCUUCGUUGCUUUUGUAGCCUUUUCUCUACUCGCGUUAUGUCUCAACGCGACUCCACUACGUUGUAAAAUCGGUGACGAAGCAGUCGUCGAUUUAAAGGAACAACUUGGCGGCGACAUUACAUUCACUCAAUCUGCUGAAGAUACUAUAACGGCUUCUGGAAAAUUUGAGAAAGGUAUCGAAGAAAAUGAUCCCGACGAUUACUUUAUCGAAAUUGGCGGUCUUAAAGAAUCCUUUUCUGACUUGGGUAUAGAAAUUGAGGUACCUGGUACCAAAAAAUUUACGAACACCAAAGAUGGAUUUCUUAUUAAGUCACUCUUCGACCAAGAGCUCAAG
Molecule: messenger RNA, 354 nt
Organism: Acaulospora colombiana
Lineage: Eukaryota; Fungi; Glomeromycota; Glomeromycetes; Diversisporales; Acaulosporaceae
Source: the annotation of a GenBank genome assembly